GUAGAUUUUUUCAGUCACAACUGAAUGAAUCAUAUGAACUAAGUAUAUGAUAAUCGUGUAUUGGUUCAGUGAAGUUUGUUUAUUUCUUUAGAGCGUGUAUGUACAAGCCAAUCAGAUAGUUACAUAUUUACUUUACGUGCACUUUGGCGGACAGUUCCAAAUUUGCGAAAAUGUAUCGUUUGGCAGUUCUUUUUCUGCUGUUAAGUCCGACACUUUGUCUGUUCAAUACCAAUGAUGAUGUUAUCAAACUCACAGACCAAAACUUUGACCAAGUAACAUCAAGCAAGGAACUAUGGUUUAUUAUGUUCUAUGCAUCUUGGUGUGGACACAGUAAAAAUGCUGCUCCAGAUUGGAAACGAUUCGCCACUAAUUUUAAGGGUAUUAUAAAAGUUGGUGCGGUUGAUUCAGAAAACAACCCUACGGUAACUCAACGGUUUUCUGUUCAGGGCUUUCCAACAAUUGUUAUAUUUGGAGAUAAUAAACACAGUCCUAAACCAUAUACGGGUGGUAGAGAUAUUGAUCAUCUCAACAAAGAGGCUUUGCGCGAACUUACUUCUUUAGUGAAAUCUAGGACUGGUUCUGGAUCGUCUGAUGACUCUGACAAAGACGAUGUAAUAGAACUUACGGACAGCAAUUUUGAUGAAAUGGUUCUCAACAGUCAAGAGCCAUGGUUGGUAGAAUUUUUCGCCCCUUGGUGUGGUCAUUGUAAAAAUUUGAAACCUCAUUGGGACAAAGCAGCUCGUGAAUUGAAAGGAACUGUCAAAUUAGCCGCUUUGGAUGCCACGGUUCAUAGUCGAAUGGCUCAGAAAUAUGGGAUUCGAGGUUAUCCUACCAUCAAAUUUUUCCCUGCUGGACCGAAAACAGAUGACCCUAUUGAUUAUGAUGGUGCUCGAAGUGCAGAUGCGAUCGUUGCGUGGGCUAUGGAAAAAGCCGAUGCUUCUGCUCCAGCACCAGAGAUUGUUGAAUUGACUUCAGCAAGUAUUUUAAAAGAAGCUUGUGAAGAUCGUCCACUUUGCAUCAUCAGUGUUUUUCCUAUGUUAUUUGAUUGUCAAUCAGAAUGUCGUAAAAAGUACCUGGAUUUACUAAAAUCAGAGGCUGAUAAAUUUAAAAAGCAGAAAUGGGGAUGGAUUUGGACUGAAGCACUCAAACAUUCUAAUCUAGAAAAUGCACUCGAUAUUGGAGGUUCAGGAUAUCCUGCUAUGGUUGCUGUACAUGGGCGUAAAAAGAAAAGGACUACAUUACGAGGAGCAUACAGCUCAGCUGGAGUCCAUGAUUUCCUAAGACAACUUUCAGUUGGCGGCGCAACACUUCCUCUGUAUGAUGUGAAUUCGUUACCCGAAAUAAAAACUGUUGAACCCUGGGAUGGAAAAGAUGCUCAGCCUAUUGAAGAACAAGACGACGACGAUUUAAAAGUGGAAUUAUAAUGCCACAUGUAUUUCUUUUUUGUAUUCUGUUAUAUCCCUGUGUUAUUAUUCGUUUCUUGGAUAUCAUUUUUAUGGUUGCACGUCCUUUCUAUACGGUUGUACAAUUUGUUUACUUCUUGGGCAAUUCCAUAAAUUUCAUUUGAUUGUAAAUGGAUUGUUUUCAUUAAAUGUAUUGUGUUUGGAGCAUAUAGCUUUUCCACCGACUUCAAUUCAGUUAUAUUCAAUUUUGUUAAUGACGAUGGGCGGAUAAAAAGUGCUAAAGAAUGAAAACGAUCAUCUUCAAACGUAUUGCAUCAGACCGUCAUUAGCAACUCAGUGCCUGGCAUAAAUGUGUAUUGGUCCAAAUUCGCACCACGCAAAGGUGUGAAUAUGAGCUUAGUGUAAACAAUAGUACCAUUAUUCAUAAAACCUAAGUAAAAUAUGGUUUAAAAAGAGCGAUUGAAGUUGGAGAGUUGUAAAUCAAGGUGUACUCCACCGUGAGCAAUUUUGAGUCAUUUAGCAAAAACGUUUUUUCGUCACAGUUAUCCCACUGAUCUGUGUCUGUUAACACAACUCUAUUUAGUGGUAUGAUUUCUAGUAAUCAAUGGGAAAAGUCUCGGUUUGUCACUAGACACUAGCUCUAUCUGUUAUUCUGUAGCCAUGCACCACUUAUUUCUUCCUGAUUAUGGAAGCUUCUCAAACACUUAUUCAAAAAUCUGAAACUUCUAUUUCAAAGUAACAACGACGAUCUGUAGUACUCAAAAACACGUAGAACUUCACUGUUACGUACACGCCGUGGCAACCGUAUGCGACUAAUCUCAGUGUAAACGACGAUCAAACGCAGGCAUUCGCCAAUGGCUAAAUUAAUGGCAUGGUUCAAAAGUGCUUUAACUUUGGCCUUUUACACCUGUCGUUUUAUGGCUGGCCUAACUUCGUGAUUGUGCCAUUGAUGAUAAACAAUAAUGCCUAAUACGUAGGUUGCUUCUGUCUGUCGUACCAUCCCCAAUAUACAAACAUUUUUUAUUACAUCCAACGCUCACCACAACGUUUGAUUACAAACACAGGUUGCCUGCUCGAUAUGCUAUCAUCCCAAUGCUCAAGGUCGAGAAUUCCAGCAGUUAUAUUACAGCGUAGGUAAGAAAAGUUUGACAAUCAGUGUGUUCUGGGAUCAGUUACAGAAUUACUUUCCUACCAAUCAAUCCUCUAACCAGUUUUACUUCAGUUGUCAUCUGUUAGAUCUACGUACCAUGAAACUGUCGUAUGGCUUACUGGGAAAUCCACAUUUUAAGGAUAUUUGUCAUGAAUACAGUGCCAGAGUAAGCCAUAUACAUGUAAUAACAGCAUAUUUGUGAAUGCGCUUAUAGUAAUAGUCACGUUAAAAAUAAUAAAUCGUAUGAUGUAAUAAGCGGGUCACUUCAUUAUUAGUGUGUGUUAAAUUGGUAUUUAUACUUGAAACACCCAAACCGUAUUAUGGGUAAUUUAGCUGUCCUAGGACUUUAGACUGCAGUUAACCUCAACAUUGAUACCUAACCGAGUUUAUCAAUCUACUGAUAUAUACCAAGAAUAGAAUCACUGGUGCAUGAUAUUGAUUUACGUAAAAUGUGUCAAUUGAACAGUUAGUUUUUCGUGUAAUAAAGUAGCAAUUAAUUUCUAACUAGUUAGGAAUACAUAUUAAUCCUUCAUUUGUGGUUCAUCUAAGUUUGUCGUUCUUAAAAGCGGCCCCUCCCCAUCGAAAAUAUUUAAUGAAAUCUCUAUCUCUUAUUCAGUUGUAAUAACUGGUAAUUCGAUGUCAAAAGCUAAUUGUUAUGACUUUAUGUCCGGCUGGUGUUCACGCGAUUUAUCCACCAAUCGUAAUACGACUAUGCAAUCUUCACGCUGUGCUAAACCAAUGACGUUUGACCGGUAUGAGCAGCCAAGCGUCUUUAUUGUCCCCUUGUUCGGCUAGCCCGUCCAGAACACAAAUACAGCUUCCGCUAUGCGAAUCAUUUAUUUCAAACAUACUGGGUUUAUACAUCAACCAAACAGACCGCUACGCACCAUAAAAUAGGAAAUAACAUUCAUAGACAAUAAAGCCAGAAAGUGGCUGUGAACGUGGGAGACAGUAAUCAAUAAACUAAGUAUAACUUAAGAACAGCAAAUCGUACAAUAAUAAUCUAUGGGUCAAAAUGAAGCCUAUAAUAAGAUGAAUAUAAGUAUACACAAUCUAAUUACUGAAUAGUUAUACCAUAAGAAUACAUAGAUAAUAUUAAUCAAUUAAUAUGUUUCGGAAGUUACUCGUGAUUUAAUCUUCGCUAGGAUAUAACAUUAAUCACUUAUAUGUGUAAAUAAAUUUACGAACGGGUUCAUAACAUUCUGGAGGCUGGCAAGCUCGUUUUGCUUAUUUAUAAUUGUAUGUGCUGUAAACCCUAAUUAGUUUUUGUAGAAUACUCAUAGUAUGGAAGUAUGAUAAAUAUGGAUACAGUUUUAUUAUUACGAUGAGUUUGGUCCGUCAUUUUGAACUGUAUAAUGUCCAUAUUUCCGGCUGACUUGCGCUACAUGACGGCUCGAAUCUGUGCGCGCUAAUUAAAAGGACAGUGGUAUUUUUCCUCGAUGAGUAGAUUCUAUUGUUUUGAUCGUUUAUUACAUAUCAAGACUACUGUUUUCACUUUAAUUGAAUUUAUUUCAGUUAAAGUAUUCGACUAGAGUAUCGCUUGCUGUUUCUGAAUUAGUUUAUCAUCCGUACUCUUGAAUACCUUAUUUUCUACUGUAUCUGUUAGUACUUUUGGUCCUAACAAUCUACAGUUCUCCACAUUUUUGGUCAUAGAUCAUAUUUUAUCUCUGAGCAUUUUUGCAUCUCGCUCUUUUUUUGAAAAGGACCCCUUUUUAAUGACCGGCAAAAAAGCACUUGCCAACGUCCGGGUUGUCGUUAUCCCGUUGAAAGCGGCAUGUAGUGCGAUGAGUUCAAAGGCUGGUACCACGUCGUUUGCAUGGUGCUCGACUGGCCAAGCUAAACCUUUUCUCGUUGUCGUGGAACUCGAGGCGAUUUGAUUACAAUUUUCAAAUUGCUUAGUGAUAAAUUUGCACCUGAUGUGCCUUCGUUUUUCCUUUCUUCCGAAACAGAGAAUUUACGAGGACACUCCAAAAAAGUUCACAAGCCCAGAACAAAUUACUUGUCAGCUGACUAUCGACUUUCCCAUCGAAUCAUGAACGAGUGGAAUUAAUCACCUCAGCUCGUGAUUGAGGCUCCAUUCGUCGACUCUUUCAAAAGAAAGUUGGAUCAAACGAGAGAUCAUCACUACAAUGACUACCACCGGCCAUCAAGCCUCCUGACCUUUCCAAACUGAAACCGAAACUUCUGAUGAAUUCGGGGUAUCCGAUAUCUACAAUGCUUUUUCUAUAUCAAGUCUUGCCACAGGUGAUACCAUCUAUGCUCUUUUGAUCUAUUUGUAAACUCUUUUUUGAGUUAUUCAUAUGUACUUAAGCAUAAAGUGAUGAGUUAUAAUAUAUGUUACGUUCAGGGUUACGUUUGAAUUAAAUGAUUUGUGUUCCUUACAUGGACAAGUUAUCUUUAGCCAACUAUUUCAGUCGAAUUGAACAAAGUUGUAAACGCGAAGAAUAUCAUCACUUUGCUUCCGUUAGUUUGAAUCUCCUUUACCUUGUUCAAGAAUAGUACUGUAGUUUGAAGUGAUAGAACGAAUCCAUCAAAUAUUUCAAUGCGUCUUAAAAUCACUCUUCAUAUGUUGUACGUUAAUAUUCCGCAAACAGACUUGAUAAGGAGUAGCGAAACGUUCAAUUUCUAUGGUUUCGAUCUACCGUAGGACUAAAAGCUAUCCGUUUAGCUAAAUAUAAAUGUUCACUGAUCACCAAACUGCAUCACGAGGCAGGCCCUAAUUUUUAGUCCUGAAGGAUAACGGAAAAGAGGAAGGCCAAAGAACACAUUAGGUCGGGAAGUAGAAGCAGAUAUAGAAAAGAUGAAUAGCAACUGGAAGGAGCUGGAAAGGAUUGCCCAGGACAGGGUUGUAUGGAGAAUACUGGUGAGAGGCCUAUGCUCCUUCACGAGGAGUAACAGGCGUAAGUAAGUAUGUCUAUGCAUUUGCCCGCUUUGGCAGUUUUGCUGAAUGUUCUAGAGAUCUGGUUGUCCAACACUUUGAUUAAAUUUGUAUAGCUUUGUUUGUUCAUACUUUCAUCUUUAGGCAAUUCCUCUGUCUUCCUGAUAUACUGCUUCUUGCCCAUAAUUACUUGUAUGGUUUAUUUAAAGGUUUGAAAUAUGGUAAUGUCUGAUCUACUUUUCAGUCCCCUUAAGGCGUUUUGUCCUUAUGUGUCUGGGUUUCGCUUUAUCUCUGCCAAUUUAGAGAUGUCGUGAUUUCUCGUUUUAAUUAUUUGCUAUUCCUAUUUUUUUAGAGAUCUUGAGUGAUGUUUCUAGUCUGGCAAAUAAUCCUAACUUUAAGGCAUCUGAGUGUAGGUCCAUGCCGACUCAAUAUAUAAGGCAUUUGCGAAAUUCUAUCAGCCAUCGGAAAUUAAAUAAUCACAACAUCUCGUCCGGGAGACUUGUCUGGACUUCUUCAGGGUGAUAGUCAAAACUAAAUUUAUCGAAGAACAUAUAGCGUUUAAAAAUCAAACUGAAUCUACACUAAGUAAUUAUUCCAUCAUUUUUGUCAUGACUUUACUCUCUAUAUGCACUUUCAGUUCUAAUAAACAGCCUUCCUUAUUCCAACCUUGACUUUCCUUCUUUCGUUUGUACUUAAUCCACCUUGGUAAAUAUCACAACUCAUUGUUCUUUAUUACUGCAUUUCCUCAUCUGGAGCCUCUGAUCACAUUUCACUCUAGCAACGAGAGCUAGUAUGAAUUUCAUCCAAUAACUUAUCAUACCUCUGUUCCACUACAAAAUGUUAAAUAUUGUUCAUCGUUCAUAUCCAAGUGUCUUGCUUUUCCUCGGUUUCCUUUUUUUCAAAAUCUUGUUCCAAGGACACAGCUAUGGGACUGCUGACAUCUGUAACAAACUGGACGUACGUGCUUUCCCAAGGUCAUAGUUCACACCAAGCGUUCUGCAAGUCUACUUUAUAACAACUUUAAACUUAAAAAUUUUCAUUGCAAAAAUAAUUAGCACGACCAAAUUUCUUACACAAUUAUGCCGAGAUUCGAUCUGAUGUGAGAUGUAGACGCGAUGCCACUUUGGAAAAUAUUUUGAAAACUACUCUGUAUUUCUGAACGAAUGAACUCAUAUUCAGUUUUAUAUGUAAUAUUUAUUUAAUAACCCUGCUCGGGAUGCAUACUGUGAAACAUUAAAUGUUGUAAUUUGUAGAUCGUUUUUUUAUGAAGUCAAUGAGUACGUCAAGUGGCAAUCAUCGAGUACAAUGUUAUGUUAUUAGGAUAUUCUUACCAAUCACUGUCAAAACUACGCUACAUGUGGUUUGAAAUUCUCGUACGUGAAGACUCCAACAUUUCGUUCUUGUAGCGACAGCUAGUAUAAGUUGUAUCUACUAAUUUAUCAUAUCUCUGUUUAUACCACUACAACCUGUUAAACUUAGUUUAUGUGCAUAUCCAAAUGCACUACGGCUCUUUUUCCAGCAUUACGCUGUCAGUGCGCGGCUAUGGAGCUUCUUAUGACUGAAGCGAACAACGUGCGUGUUUUCAAGGUCAUUUCUCAUACCGGGCGCUUUUUAUAUUAACUUUGCAACUAUUAAUUUGUUAAACAGUUAUAUUGCUUAAAUACUCAGCCGAACCCUAAUUAUAACGCAACACUAUUGGGUUUUGACCUACAGUGCUUUCCCAUUAUCGCAACGUUAACGCGAUGCCAUUUUCGAAACGGAUCGAAAAAAACUGCACUCAUAGUACAGUACUAACAUGAAUCUAAUUAUUAACUCUCUGGUACUUCUGCAGGAAUAUAUUACCUUCUACUUUUAUUGAUUUAAUGUACUUAACAGUCAUACUUGGUAGACAUCUCAUUGAUUAUGCUUGUAAAUAUGACAUGUACCUGAUUCGUAAGAAACGCAUAGUUUUUAUUUGUACAAGACGUCACUGUCAUAUGAUAAACCCGUGGGUUUUCGAAAGGUCCGACAUAAAUUCUCAGGUUAUCGUUUCAGUAAUGUUAGGCCUCAUACGGUAUUAGCAUGAAUAGCGAAACGUCAAGUCAAACCAAAUUAUAUUUAAAUUACCAAUUGAAGUAUGAAUGACAAGUAUGCAAGAGGUCAGGUGUUUAGAAGUGGUAAGAAAGAACAAAGAGUUAGUUUGCAGCACGUUUACUUUUAUGGAUUUUAGUCAGCAUGCUUGGUGUAUUUUCCCUAGGAUGUUGAUUUGAUAAUUUAAACGGUGCUUUAGACCAAAUAAUGACAAUUGUAUUAACUGAAUGAAAUUAUUAUAGAUAUGAAUGUUAGUAAAAACUAUUUACAAACGAGCUUGAAUUAGAUCGCCUCUGCGUGCCAUAGUAAUAAUAAUUGUUGUACCAAGAGAUGUUAUGAAUAUUUUAAUGACUGCUAAACAUCAGCGUUAGUUGAAAAUACACUCAUGACGGUGGCCAAAACUCCAUGUGUAUUGUUUGAAAAGCAGAAAAUUCUAGUCAGCACUAUGUAUUUGACAUUAGCAUACUAGAUAACAAACACCAAGUCAAGCUUAAAAUAAUAAACAAGAACUUGAGACAGGGAACCACAAAAUUUCUCACAAGGCGAAGGGAGAACACAGAAGACUGGUACAAGUAAAGAUUUACUGACUUGAAAUAAACGCGACGACUUUGGUCGAAAAUGCACUCAUCUAUAUAGUUUUACGGCUAGUGAAAUGUAACUAGGUCCUAACCAAAUCGUCCGGCAUUGAGAUCACUAAAGGUCGAGCAUUUCACAAUCCUCUUUAAGGUCAAUGAUAACGAAUGCAAGCCAGUUGGUUGCACAACGUGGACUGGAGCACGUAUGGUGGUAGCGCUUUGUUCCUUGUACCUACUCUUGCAAAUAUAUUUCUCUGAUAAUGUCACUUGUGUUGUACGGUCAUCAAGGUAGCCAUAGUACAUGGAUGUGACGAAAGGGUAAUCCAAGCUAGGUGCUGACCGUGAAUUAUGACUCUUACGUUAGCCGGUCGGUAACGCCAUUCACGUUCGACUAAGGUGGGCCCCAAACCAUACAAAACAAACCAUCUAAGAUGAUUAUCCACGUAGUGAUUUGAACACCAUUUAAUUAAUAACCAAAAAACAGUCACAGUCAUUAGAUUAUCAGUCAGUUAGUCAGCUACAACGUAGAAUCAGGCACAUAUAUACAUCGAUCCAAGUUGCCAUACCACAUUAGCACAACAGGAUGAACACCAAGUUCAUAGAAGUAGUUACUUCAAUGGUGGCAGUAUAUAAAAGUAAGAUUUUAUACAAAGAUAUGAUACAGGAAGAAGGAAUUAAUUUGUAGAAAGAAAGGCAUAAAUUGAUUUUAAUCUCACGAUUUAUGGGAAGAAAAAGAGUGUAUAGACCUGCGCGAUUGUGAUCGGUUCUGAGACAUGUCACCCAGUCUUCAACCAUUGGUUGCGAUAGUCACGCGGACCAUAAUCAAGUAUGCUGCAUCUACCGACAUGGGUCGGACUAGAAGUUGUUGACUCUGUUACAUUAUAACAAAACUUCACACUGGGUGUCAAGCUGAACACUGUUCAUGCCAAUUCAAUCAAAGGACACCAUUUCUUGAAUAAACUCUGAAAUCAACCAACUUUACUUCGAGUAAAAUACCACACUCAAGGUUUAACAAAUAUUACUCCAAGUAACCAUCAUAUUGAAUUAAAAACGGAUGUCAAACAAGAACCACAUUUAGUUUUGAUUUCUCAUCCCAUCAUACCACUUUUCGUUUUCCACUGUCUAAUGAGAGGUUGAGGAGCAAUAUCUUAUUAUUCAAGAGCUGUGAAUUAGUCUAUGCUUGUGGCGAUU
Molecule: messenger RNA, 9267 nt
Organism: Schistosoma haematobium
Lineage: Eukaryota; Metazoa; Platyhelminthes; Trematoda; Strigeidida; Schistosomatidae
Product: Protein disulfide-isomerase A6
Exons: 11
Coding region: 171-1424 (417 amino acids)
Biological process (GO): response to endoplasmic reticulum stress
Cellular component (GO): endoplasmic reticulum lumen
Molecular function (GO): protein-disulfide reductase activity; protein disulfide isomerase activity
Source: RefSeq, a predicted model, not a curated record